GAGGAGGGACCUCGGGCUCCUCUGCCCUGCCAGGCCCCCCCCCCACCCCCCCCGCAGCAUGGCCUCCAAGCUGAAGGAGCGGAAAAGGACCCCGGUGUCUCACAAAGUGAUCGAGAAGAGGAGGAGGGAUCGGAUCAACCGCUGCCUCAACGAGCUGGGCAAGACGGUGCCAAUGGCCCUGGCAAAGCAGAGCUCGGGGAAGCUGGAGAAGGCGGAGAUCCUGGAGAUGACGGUGCAGUACCUGCGGGCCUUGCACUCUGCCGACUUCCCCCGCGGCAGAGAGAAGGACACACACAAAAAGAUCUUCAUGACAAUGCUUAGAAAGUAGAGCGGGGUCUUCCGCUUAGACUGUCAACACAGAGAAGCUGGCUCCUUCGCCUCCACACGGCCGAGGUCACGUACCCGGGGACUGCGAGAAGGGGAAAUCGCUAUUUCCUCGAGAGAGAGCUGAGACCUUAAAUCCAAGCAAGGGCAGAGGGACGAGUAGCUAUAUCUAAAUGCAUCUCUCACAAGGCAAUCUGGCAGAAUCCUAGUGUAUUCAGCACCAGAAGGAUGUCUGGUGAUUCUUAUGAAAAUACACAUCCUACAUUCAGUUUCACCAGCAGAUUAUGAAGCAAGUCUUACACUACUUAUUUAUUAUUAUUUGUUCUGUGAGCAUUAACCUGCCCUGAAUCCCCUCUUGCAUUAAAGCAUUUCAAGAUAUAGUAUUUUCCUGGAAAUAUAACAUUAAUAUAUUCAACAUUUUGAUCCCUUAACCAAAUUAGCCUCCCCCCUUUUCUCCCCUGCUAAAUAGAUUUUCUUUCUGGGAUUAGCACCAGGCCACCAUGGUCAAACCUGGGGUCAUUUACAUAUAAUUUUGCAAACUUGCAUUGGCCCAUGACAGUCUUUGUACUUCACAUGUUGCUGGUCUUGGAUUUUAUUUCAUUUCACUGUAAAAGAUAAACCCUGCUCUGGCUUGACAAUGACUCUAGGAUAAAAGUCUCUCCCCACCCCCACCUCUUCUCCCUCUCUGAGUCUCUCUGUGUCUGAAACCUCUCCCCCAAAGCCACAAACCCCAAAACCUCGAGCCAGCCUGGCUGCCCAGGAGCUGCAUAACCUUGGCUCAGGCAGAGGAGGGGAUUGAUCAGGACAAGACUGUGAAUUCAAGGCAUUUUCCCCUUGUCCCCAGUGCCUGGCUUCAUACCCCCUCUUUCCCCACGCUCUCUCUUUAAAUGAGUUGUAUAGCCCUGGUUUCCAAGAAAGCCCCUACUAAAGCCUAGGAAAAGCUCCCAGUGGUUUGUGCUGGAGAUGACCCAUUGUGGAGCCUCUGAAAAGGACAGCCUCUUGUUUCUUGGGCUUCAUCCUUGAGUAGGCAAGGAUAAACAUAAUCAGCCCCAUGAAAUCAAAGGUUCUCUCCACAGGCAUGAGGAACAAAGCUCCUUGCCAGAGCCUGGGCGAGCCAUCCCCUUGACUCUGCCUCAGAGGAGGCCUCCAGCCCACGUCCAGCAGUCUUCUUAAUACAGAGCUCACUUGUG
Alligator sinensis (Chinese alligator) is the source of this 1514-nucleotide messenger RNA. It is a transcript of the gene HELT, whose product is annotated as helt bHLH transcription factor. Gene Ontology annotation, biological process: regulation of transcription by RNA polymerase II; regulation of neurogenesis; anterior/posterior pattern specification. The record is from RefSeq and is a predicted model, not a curated record. Bases 59 to 328 code for a protein of 89 amino acids. Gene Ontology annotation, cellular component: nucleus. Gene Ontology annotation, molecular function: RNA polymerase II cis-regulatory region sequence-specific DNA binding; protein dimerization activity; DNA-binding transcription factor activity, RNA polymerase II-specific. NCBI's taxonomy places the organism in Eukaryota, Metazoa, Chordata, Crocodylia, Alligatoridae. The transcript is spliced from 4 exons.